Messenger RNA from Cuscuta epithymum, 2261 nucleotides. NCBI's taxonomy places the organism in Eukaryota, Viridiplantae, Streptophyta, Magnoliopsida, Solanales, Convolvulaceae. The record is from the annotation of a GenBank genome assembly.
GAAAAGUAGGACAACCAAAAUAUGAUAAUAGGAGUAACACACUUUGCAUUUUAAUAAAUGUAAUACAUAUGUUGGCAUGACCUGGGUAAUUGAUAUUUGGACAUUUUUUGUGGAGCUGUGCGAGGUAAAAGUCUCAUACUCCGUAUAAUAAUACUUCCUCCUUAUUUUAAUGUUUCUUACAUUAGCUUUGAAUACAAGAUUUAAAGGAGAAUAGUAGAGAUAAUGAAUAGUAUAGAAACAGUAGGAGAAAAGGCGAAAAAGUAGAAAAUAGAAAAUAAAAAUAGAAAAAAUAAUGGUAAUUGAGUAUAUUUUAAGCAAAAAAUUAUUAAAAAAGAAAAUGUAUCAAACUUUUUUUUUAUGUGUAUCAAACUUUUAAGUAAUGUAUGGAAUUUUGCAAAAGUGUGUGGAAUUUAAAAUAAGGAGGGAGUUACUCUUUGGUAAUAGUUUUGGUGGAAUUGCGGACUGCCACUACUCCGUCAAUCUGCGCGCCGACUUCUGCAAUCUGAAUCGAAGGAAGAUAGAAGUGUAAUCUUGCUAUUCAAGGCUAUGAAAGAAAGGAACUCCUACCCCAAGUCUACUGGUUAUUGCAAAUGCCAUUUUAUGGACCUGAAGCCUUCAACUUUAUGAGUUUAUGUAAUAAUUAAACUCUUCAGCUUUGUUAUAAUGUUGAAUUCUGAAAUUCCAGAUUUUGUUGUUGAGAAGAGUCUCUGUUUGAUACCCUGAAUGAGUCCCUGGAAUAAGUCGGAACCUAGAAAUCUAGAAUCAUUAAGUUCUGUAUCCGAGGUUAUUUUGUAUUUCUUAAGGUGGGCCGGUACGAAGCACUCUCCUUCAAGAUCAAGUAUCCAGUGUCCUUAACUCUUAAAAUUGACCUUGUUCUCUUAAACUGAAGUUGUUUUACAGGUUCAAGAAACAAACAAAUUAGACAUCCCUGCAAUCCAAAGUUUAAUAGGGCCCUUGAUACGUCAGGGCCGGGCCUGCUCGAAACCUUCUUCUUCUCCAAGGCAUCUACCAUGGCUACUCUACGAAUGAUAGUUACACGAAACUUUACUUUGUUUGAACCGUUUUAUCUGAAUAUCUGACGAUGCCAUCUAUCAUUCUCAAAUAAAACAGAUAUUGCAGUCAACUUUACAGAUAGCAUGUUCAAAGGAGUAUACAAUGGGAAACAGUAUCAUGCUGCUGAUAUUCAAGCUGUUCUGAAGCGAGCCUGGGCUUCUGGGGUUGAAAGAAUCAUAGUUACUGGCGGCUCACUUGAGGAAUCGAAGGAAGCUCUUGCAAUUGCAGAAUCAGAUGCUAGACUGUUCUGUACAGUAGGAGUGCACCCGACAAGAUGCAACGAAUUUGAUGAGAGUGGGGACCCAGAAGAGCAUUUUCAAGCACUCUUAUCACUUGCUAAGGAGGGCGUUCAUAAAGGAAAGGUGGUUGCCAUUGGAGAGUGUGGAUUGGACUAUGAUAGGCUUCAUUUUUGUCCUUCUGAUAUUCAGAAGAAAUACUUUGAGAAGCAUUUUGAAUUAGCAUCUAUGAUGAAGCUGCCUAUGUUUCUUCACAUGCGAGCAGCUGCCCAUGAUUUUUGUGACAUAUUUGAUCGGAAUUAUGAUCGGUUUUGUGCCGGUGUUGUUCACUCGUUUACAGAUAGUGCAGAAGAUCGAGACAAACUUCUCUCAUUCAAUAAUCUGUUUAUAGGUGUCAAUGGUUGUUCUUUGAAGACUGAAGAGAACAUCGAGGUUGUUAAGGGCAUUCCCAUCAAUAGAAUGAUGAUUGAGACUGAUUCUCCUUACUGUGAAAUCAAGAACACACAUGCUGGGUCUCGUUUUGUGAAAUCUUUGUGGUCGUCUAAGAAGAAAGACAAGUAUGAUGAAGAAUGUCUCGUUAAAGGUCGCAAUGAACCAUGUUUGGUUAGGCAAGUAAUCGAGGUCAUUGCUGCCACCAAAGGCAUAGCUGACAUUGAGGAUUUGAGCAAAACAUUGUAUCACAACACUUGCAGGGUUUUCUUUCCUCAUGAUUUGGAUUCGGUGGCUGAUGCGCUUCUGGCCAGCGGUCACAAAUCAGUGUGAUGAACCACUUGUUUGAGAGUUCUCUGCUAAUUUGUAGAUUUCUACUUCAUUCCUAUCAUCAUUUAUGGUACAUUCUGAAUGUACAUAUUUAUUUACUGUCAUGUGUUACUGAUUUUGCUACUUUAUUUUUUUGAUGACCCGAAGUGUUUUUUUUUUAUUUAGAAUUUUGGAGGAAGCUUUAAAGCGUAAGUCCACCAAGAAAUGUCUUCC